GUGGGGGUAGGUGUGGUAGUUGAUAUGUCGAAUCGAAACGGCCCUCAGUUAUAAGUUCCCGCGUUUAACAGCUACUGGAAAUGCGUUUGGUGUCUCUCCACAAAGCCCCAGCUUCCCAUCUCUUCCAGAAACCUUGCAGAUACAAAGGGAUCAUGUCUCAGUCUGUUGGAAACAGUACUGAGAAAAAGCUGAUUAAAAUUGAUAUCAGCUCGGACACUGUGUGCCCAUGGUGCUUUGUGGGCAAAAGAAAUCUUGACAAAGCUAUAGCUGCUGCAUCUAAGGAUCAAUAUGGCUUUGAGGUUAGAUGGCAUCCAUUUCAACUUAAUCCUUCUGCCCCUAAAGAAGGCAUCAAUAAGAAAGAGUAUUACAGGACAAAAUUUGGAUCUCAAUCUGAGAGGUUGGAAGCUCGGAUGUCAGAGGUUUUUAAGAGCCAUGGACUGGAAUAUAACCUGUCGGGACUCACGGGAAAUACUCUAGACAGCCACAGGCUUAUGUAUUUUGCUGGGCAACAGGGUCUUGAUAAGCAACAUAAUCUUAUGGAGGAGCUGUCCCUAGGCUACUUCACUCAAGGAAAAUACAUUGGUGACCAGGAAUUUCUCGUGGAAUCUGCGAAAAAGGUUGGGAUAGAAGGGGCAGCGGAGUUUCUUCAAGACCCCAACAAUGGGUUAAAAGAGGUUAAGGAGGAACUCGAUAAGUACUCGGCAAACAUUACAGGAGUCCCAUAUUUUGUGAUCAAUGGAAUCCAGAAGCUGAGUGGUGCCCAACCCCCUGAGGUCUUCCUGAGAGCUUUUGAAGUAGUCACCAAUUGAGAAAACUCCACACAUUAAACUAUUAAAGCUUCUAUUUCAGUUGUUAAAAAGAAGGCAACAUCUUUGCCUGUUCUAAUAUUAUGAUGUGUCUUGUUGACUUACUGUUUCCUCUUUAAGCCUUAUGUUUACAGAUGAUGCUGUGACGUGUAUAUUUAUACUGGUGUGAAUAAGUGUUUUAAUAAUAUCUGUAUUUAUAAAUGA
Molecule: messenger RNA, 1010 nt
Organism: Corylus avellana
Lineage: Eukaryota; Viridiplantae; Streptophyta; Magnoliopsida; Fagales; Betulaceae
Product: Thioredoxin superfamily protein
Molecular function (GO): oxidoreductase activity
Source: RefSeq, a predicted model, not a curated record